Molecule: messenger RNA, 1077 nt
Organism: Closterium sp. Yama58-4
Lineage: Eukaryota; Viridiplantae; Streptophyta; Zygnematophyceae; Desmidiales; Closteriaceae
Source: the annotation of a GenBank genome assembly
AUGCACACUUCAGCCUUCCAGAAGACUCGGGGGGUUAAUCUCCACACCUUUCACAUCACAUCGUGCGGCCUAGAGCAGCUGCCGUCGUCAUUCACGCAGCUGGCGUCGCUGACCAGGCUGGAGCUGGAAGAGUGCGACAUUGCUGAGCUUCCAGACGGCAUGGGCGAGAUGACAAACCUGCAGGAGCUCUACAUUCGUCGCUGCCUUUCUCUUGAGGAGCUUCCGGAUUUUGUGGCGGCGCUUGUCAGCCUUCGAGUGCUGAGGAUUACAGAGUGUCACGAUCUUGCAUCGGUUCCAAGGAGGCUGGAUGGGCUGACCAGCCUGACGCAGUUGGAGCUGCGGGACAGCUGGGUUCUGAGCGAAGUCCCUCAGGCUCUGCCACCCAGUCUCCAGGUUCUCCGGUACUCAGACAAUCAGCAGGUGGAGUCUGUGCCAGAUGUUUCAAGCCUUACAGGGCUCAGGGAGCUGUGCUUGCACACGGUGGAUGCGGCCUGCCUUGAGGCCAUCGGUGAGCAUCUCUCCGGUGUGAGGCACUUGGACCUGGAGCUGGCAGAAGGAGCCGAGGAGUCUCUGUCCGCGCUGACCAGGUUGCCUCACCUCCGCACCUUGUCAGCCUCGGGGGUCCGUAGUGUGAACUCGCUGGUGGAGUGUGAGGGCUCGGGUUUGCAGGAGCUACGGGAGCUGCACAUCUCCACGAUGAGGGAUGCUGGACUCGCAGAGCUGCCUGCUGCCAUCACCACUCUCCACCACCUCACAUCCAUUAAGAUCAACGCGGAAAACUUGUCUUCUCUUCCGCACAACUUUGGGGCAUUCUCAAGGCUGCGUGAGUUGGACCUAUCCCACUGCUCAUCUCUCGAGCAUCUCCCUCCUUCCCUCACGCAGCUUUCCUGUUUGCAUGAGCUGAACGUCAGCUACACCAGCAUCCAUCUUCUUCCGCCUGGCUUUGCUCAGCUCAGCAGACUGAGGAGGCUUGAUGUCCAUGGAUGCAAGGAGCUGGAGGCUCUGCCGAACGAUUUAUCUGAGCUUAGAAUGCUCGAGCAAGUUGAUACGGCUGGGUGUGACAUGCUCCGGCAGUGA